This is a messenger RNA of Engraulis encrasicolus (European anchovy), 1931 nucleotides long. Its product is annotated as angio-associated migratory cell protein-like. The coding region runs from base 1 to 798 and encodes 265 amino acids. Gene Ontology annotation, cellular component: cytosol. Lineage: Eukaryota; Metazoa; Chordata; Actinopteri; Clupeiformes; Engraulidae. Gene Ontology annotation, molecular function: protein binding. The transcript has 10 exons. The record is from RefSeq and is a predicted model, not a curated record.
AUGGAUGAAGAUGUUCAAGAUGGAGUCAAGCAGCAGAUAGACGGCACCUUGCACCAGUUCUUGGUCCUGCUGGAGAGCGCCGAUGCAACACCAGGGCCUGCCAACCCAAGCAGUCUGACAGGAAGACGCCAGCACAGGAAGAACGCUCUCCCCAGGUUCAUAACCUUAAAGGUGGGGGAAGAAGGUAAGAGGGUGUGUGUGGGAUACGAGGACGGCUCCGUGCGGCUCUGGGACCUGAAGCAGGGAAACGCCCUCCACGUCAUCAAGGGCAGCUAUGGCCACCAGGGGGCUUUGACAUGUCUGGACGUCAACAAGGACGGAACUCUGGUGAUCACCGGGGCAACGGACGGCCAGGCCAAACUCAUCAACACAAACACCGGCAAGGUGGUGUGUUCGUUCUCUGUGGAGCCUAAAGCCAGAAGCCCACAUGACGAUGAGGAAUCCAACUCAGUAGAAUCAGUCGGGUUCUGCAAAACGUUGCCCCUGGUAGCGGUGGGCUAUCUGGAUGGAACUCUGGGGGUGUUUGAUCUCUCCACUCAGACGCUCAGACACAGAUGCCAACACCAGGCCGGUAUAGUGCAUCUCCAAUGGGAGGAGUCUUCCUCAGUAGUGGCCACCUGUAGUCUGGACGGGGCGGUUCGGUUCUGGGAUGCCAGAUCAGGAGCUGUGGUGGCGACAUACAGAGGACACACUGCUGAGAUACUGGACUUCACACUCACCAGAGACGCCUCCAUCGCCGUGACAGCAGGAGGAGACCACAAGGCCAAAGUCUUCUGUCUGCAGAGACCCGACCGCUAACACCAGAACCAGAACCAGGAACCCAGAACCCGAGAACCAGGAGACCUGACGGCUAACCGCUAACCAGAACUAAGACCCUAAACCAUAAACCCACACUAGAACCACACCACAGACCCCACCGCUAUCCAGAACCCUUAACCCACACCACAGAGCCCGCUGCUAACCGCUAACCAGAACCCACAACCACAGAACCAGCCGCUAACCGCUAGCACCAAGAGACUGCUAUCCAGGACCCAGAACCCUGAACCAGGACAAUACCCCAGAACCCUGAACCCACACCACAGACUGCUAACCCUAGAUCAGGAACCCAGAACCACAGACUCCACCGCUAACCAGAAACCAUACCACAGACUGACUGCUAGCCAGGAGACUCGACCCGAAAUUAGCUUUCAAAUAAAGAAAGAAGGAAAUAUCCCACAGAGCUUUUAAAUCAAUCAAUCAAUCAAUCAAUAAAUAUAUAUAUAUAUAUACAGUGCUGGCCAAAAGUAUUGGCACCCCUUCAAUUAUGUCAUAUAAUACUCAAUUUCUUCCAGAAAAUGAUUGCAAUCACAAAUGCUUUGGUAUUCAUAUCUUUAUUUGUUUUUCUUGCAUUGAAAAAACACAAAAGAGAAUGGAAAAAAAAGUCCAAUGAAUGAUCAUUUUACACAAAAAAAUCGUCCGGAAAAGUAUUGACACCCUCAGCCUAAUACUUGGUAGCACAACCUUUCGACAAAAUAACAGCGAACAACCACUUCCGGUAACCAUGAAUGAGUUUCUUACAACGCUGUGCUGGAAUUUUAGACCAUCCCUCUUGAGAUUUGAAGGGUGCGUUCUCCACACUGCCAUUGUGAGAUCUCUCCACAGGUUAUCUAUGGGAUUCAGGGCAGGACUCCUACAUUCAUUUAUGCUGCAAAAUUUGUUGAUAGUCUUCAGACUUCAGAAUUCCAUGCACAUGGUCAAGCAGUCCAGUGCCAGAGGCAGCAAAGCAGCCUCAAAACAUCAGGGAACCUCUGCCAUAUUUGACCGCAGGGAUUCAUUUUAGUUAACAGGGAAAAAAUGAGGCCUUCAAAGAAAUGAACACGGUCCCUACAGUCAAACAUGGCAGAGGUUCCCUGAUCCGAAAUGACAAGGAGAAGGAAAUAUCCCACAGAGCU